Messenger RNA from Culex pipiens pallens (northern house mosquito), 3390 nucleotides. Its product is annotated as endoplasmic reticulum metallopeptidase 1-like. Lineage: Eukaryota; Metazoa; Arthropoda; Insecta; Diptera; Culicidae. The transcript is spliced from 7 exons. Gene Ontology annotation, biological process: proteolysis. The record is from RefSeq and is a predicted model, not a curated record. Gene Ontology annotation, molecular function: metalloexopeptidase activity. The coding region runs from base 280 to 2937 and encodes 885 amino acids.
GACAGUUCUAAGUGCAGAAAAUUUUCCUACGCGUAUCGCGUAAGAAAAGUUGAUGAGUGAUUUUUAAAGAGAAAUCAUUCAAAUAAUUUCUUGCAAUAUAUUUGUGCGAGUGUGCUAGUUAUGAUUCGUAUCAUUUGAGAAAAGUUUUGCAUGUAAUGUAAAAUGGUUCAAUGUUUAUAGUCAAUACUUUUUACAACAGUAAAUAAUUUCCUUAUCAGUUUAUCUUUCUUAUCAGUAAACCACUGAACCCGUGAGAAAGGUUGCAAUAAUCCAACGACAAUGUUUCAGUCGUCCACCGCGCCGAACCGGAAGGUGGCGAAGGGAAAGGUACUCGAUCCGGACAUUGAUUAUUCAAAGGUGAAAAGCGUGCACAGCAUCUCAUCCUGGUGGGGAAUCGGUGGAAUCGCAAUGAUUCUUUUGAUCGGUAAUCUAACCAGCUAUAGCAAUUCACAUUUGCCGGAUGCACUGAGAAACUCACAUCUCGCUUCCUUCCCAAACGCAUUCAUCGCCGAACGCGCCUACAAGGACCUCAAAAUCUUGAAUGAUUUUGGUCCCAAACCAACUGGAAGCUACGCAAACGAGGUGUUGGCGGUGGACUUUUUGCUGCGCGAAAUAUCCUAUAUUGAACAGCUCAGGAACAAGAAUCAAAAUCUGCAGGUGGAUAAACAAAUUGUGUCUGGGGGUUACGUUGGCGUGUACAUGAACAAAUCGGCAACCAGCGUGUACCGGAAUGUACAGAACGUCAUCGUUAAGCUGGCCGGCAAGAACUCGGAUCAAGCUUUGCUACUUAAUUGCCAUUUUGAUUCGGUAGCUACUAGUCCUGGAGCAAGCGACGACCUGUCAGGAUGUGCAGUAAUGCUGGAAAUAUUACGUGUAAUGUCUCGUCAAUCGGAGAUCAAUCAAAACUCGAUUCUGUUCCUAUUCAACGGAGCUGAGGAAACGCCUCUGCAAGCUAGCCACGGAUUCAUCACUAAGCAUCGCUGGGCCAAAGAAGUUAAAGCCUUUAUCAACCUCGAGUCGGCAGGUUCCGGAGGCAAAGAAAUGCUCUUCCAAAGUGGUCCCCGCAAUCCCUGGCUCAUCGAGAUGUACGCCAAAGCCAUCAUGUAUCCGUUCGCGCAGGCAGCGGCCGAAGAGGUCUUCCAAUCUGGCGUUAUCCCGUCCGACACGGAUUUCAGGGUGUUCCGCGAUGCCGGUGGCGUACCCGGAAUGGACUUUGCGUACACGGCGAACGGCUACCGCUACCACACCAAGUACGACUCGAUCGAUUACAUCCCAAUGGCGGUUCUGCAGCGCACCGGCGACAACAUCCUGUCCCUUACCCGCACGAUGGCCAACUCGGACAAGCUUGGCCAGCAGGGUCAGAACCGGGAACACACCGUCUACUUCGACUUUCUUGGUCUCAUUUUCAUCUUUUACUCCGCCGACACCGCGUUCAUGAUAAACCUGUCGGUUGUUCUGCUCUCCAUCAUAAUCCCGUUCCUGUCGCUGGCCAGGCUAGGAUCCACGAGCGGAAGUCACGGCCGGCAGAUUCGGUCGGAAACGAUGAUCGGAUUUGUGGCGACUUUCCUCGGAGCCGGAGUUGGUGGGGUUGUAUGCUUCCUGCUCGCGUACCAGCUAGAUCUGCUGGGCAGUUCAAUGUCCUGGUACUCGUCGACGAACUUGGUGCUCGGAGUGUACUGCUGCCCAGCGUUGCUCAGUCACUGUAUUGUCCACAUGCUGUGCGGGAAUGUCUUCGGUAGCAAAACGACCCCCCUCAGUCUGGCCCUGAAGGUGCAGGCCCGUCUCAACGGCGUCAAUCUCUUUUGGGGCAUGAUCACGCUUGGCGUCACCUUCACCGGCUAUCGCACUGCGUACAUCUUCAUGAUUCUGAUCUUCUUUUCGCUCCUGUCGAGCACGCUGAUUUCUAUGUUUGCCGUGCAAAACUCCGUCCACAAGUGGCUGUUCAUUCACAUGUUCUUCCAAGUGUUUGCCCUGCUGUGGAGCACACAGUUCUACCACAUGAUGCUGAACCUGUUCAUUCCGAUAACGGGCCGCAUCGGGGCCUCGAUAAAUCCAGAUCUGAUCAUCGGCGUGAUGGCCAACUUUCUGACCCUGCUCGCUUGCAGCUACAUGACCCCGCUGCUGUUUUUGCUCAAGAAGGUAGACAAGCUGGUGGGCGAGCUGGUGGCCAUUACGUUGAUCGCGUUCGUCCUGGCCUCGUCAACGCACGUGGGCUUCCCGUACCGGGAUGAUACGCUGCGGUCCCCGUCCGUUCAGCGGCACUACAUCACGCACACACUUCGCACAUUCCACGACUACAGCGGCGGCAUCCGAAAGACCGAUUCAGGCUUCUUGCUACAGGAACUCGACCGCAACGCGAGGAAGACCAUCGAGGGCAUCGCCAUGCCGGACAACAUCACACCGAUGAGGGAGAUUCCCGCCUGCGAGACGGAACUGUUUUGCGCCAUUCCGUUCUACUCGAUUUGGCACCAGGUGCUGUUCGAAAACUACUGGAUUCCGGGACCGCAACCGUUGGUCCACUCUUCCGUGCGGUGUCUGCUUCGUCGCAAGGAGCAAACAGCUCGCCACGAGCACAAACUGCAACUUCAGCUGCAGGGUGACCAUCAAAGCGCACUGGUAAUCGGACCGCGGGCAGGGACUACGCUGCAGGGUUGGGACAUCGUUGAUGAACUAGCCGAUCCGAUCGAGUUUAACGGCCAGCGGGGCUACUUUGUGCUGAUAGCUACCGGCAGCAACCCGGGACCGAUGAACAUUACGCUGCAGCUGAAGCACGAAAUCGCCAACUACGACGGCCCGCUGGUGGACAUUACCGUCACGACGACCUUCUGGGAGCAUCAGAAGCACUUUACGCCGGUGUUCAACAAGCUGCUGACGCGCGUUCCCAGCUGGGCACACGUGGUGCCAUCGGUUGCGGCCGUCAACGGGUACACGUUUUAGGGUGAUUUCCUCCCCCUUUUUCCUAAACUGAGCUCAGAAUUACUAUUAAAAUUUGAAGAAAAAAAACUUGUUCCACAGCUAGAUUUCCAAUUUUCAAGCAAUACGCGCAGAACUAGGUGAUAAGCUAAAGUGUUAAAUCUGGAUCAUCUCAACUUGAUAUUAAAUUAUUCCUUUAAAUUAAUGAAGCAAUAUAAGCGCACGGUUUUGAUGACCCCUUACUAGAAGUAGUAAUGUACUUAGUGCUACAGAUAUUAAACGAUGCACACGAAGGCGUGUUGCCUUGAAAGCAGUACGAACAAAGCUUAAAGUUAGUUUGAAUACACUAAACUUUAUUCACUAGUCGGUGAUAAGACCAGUUUCUCUUAUAGGAUAACCCCUUUCUCUAAGCAUUCGAAUUUCGUUGAUAAAUCCAAAACCGCUAAAAGUAUAACUUACAAGCUUUUAAUUACUAAA